Ornithodoros turicata is the source of this 513-nucleotide messenger RNA. RefSeq lists its product as uncharacterized. The coding region runs from base 1 to 513 and encodes 170 amino acids. The transcript has 3 exons. NCBI's taxonomy places the organism in Eukaryota, Metazoa, Arthropoda, Arachnida, Ixodida, Argasidae. The record is from RefSeq and is a predicted model, not a curated record.
AUGGUACCAUUACCUGAUGCUGUUGUCACUGACUUUGAGAAAGGAGCCAUGAACGCGGUUAAAGCCGUUCUCGGUGAUGACGUCAAGACUAGGGGCUGCUUUUUUCACCUUUGUCAAAGUACCUGGUCGAAAAUUCAGGAAACCGGACUGGUACCGAAGUACAAAGAAGACGAGAAGUUUCGGCACUUCAUGGGCAUGCUGGAUGGGCUGGCAUUUCUUCCCCUCAGUGAUGUUACUGACGGGAUGGCAUUCUUGAAGACAAUAGCCCCAGACGAAGCGGAGCCUAUUGUGACGUACUUCGACGAAACGUACGUCAACGGGACUUACCGUCAUAAACGUCUUCAUCAAAUCUGCGAGGAGUACGUAGAAGGCCGAAGAACCAUGGACAGUUUAUUCAGGGGCAUCGGCUACACAAUUCGCUUCGGCAUGGCCGUCGGAAAGAUUACAUCCAUCGUGGUCUCGGAGCUGAAUGACCUCAGUGGCUGGUGGCCGCAAAACUUUCCAGAACUUUGA